AUGGGCAUUCCUCGAGGAGCAUUACAUCAAGCAUUGUCUAAUCCUCAUAUCUAUAUGCAGUGUUCUUGUUGCAAGAUUCCAGAACAAGAGCGCAUUUUGCCUUCGCUUCCUGACAUUUCAAUUGUUUAUAAACUUCACCUUGAAUGUAACAAGUUCAUCAAUGAAGAUCAUAUUAGUCCAGAAGUUCAAGCACAUUUCACAAGAUCAAUCGCCGAAUUACAAUUCUUAGGAUUCAUCAAACAAUCAAAGCACAAGACUGACACUGCUGCUAGACUAACUUAG
Clunio marinus is the source of this 282-nucleotide messenger RNA. The record is from the annotation of a GenBank genome assembly. Lineage: Eukaryota; Metazoa; Arthropoda; Insecta; Diptera; Chironomidae.